AUGCAAACCAUCGGAUAUAAUGAGCGAUUUUUCGUCGACAAUUAUUCCACCAUGGACGAAGACGAUGAGCUGUAUCUGAGCUAUGAUUGGUCAUCGGACGCGAUGUCGAUUAAGAGCGCCGGAAGCGACUCUAGCAAAUCCGAUGACUGUGACCAAAACGGCGAGCGGCUGUCGCUGGCGUACGAAAGGCUAUCGCAAAUCCCGCGCAAAAUAGCCGAGAAGUUUUCCCGCACCACAACCAUACUGGAUCUAAGCUACAAUGAAAUCAAAGACCUGUCCUUUUUGACCCACUUUCGGCAGCUGAACACGCUGAUCCUCGACAAGAACCUGCAGCCGGACGAGCGCACGUUACCCUCCCUACCGAACCUCGAGCUGCUGUGGCUCAACCACUGUGAUAUCAUCAACCUGCAGAACUGGAUCUACCGGAUCCGGGAGUGCUGCCCAUCCAUAAAGUACCUCUCGCUAAUGGGCAAUCCGGGCGCGACGUCUGCCUUCAACGGCAACUCCACGCUCGAGCACAACGACUACCGGUUGUUUGUCGUCAGUGUUCUUCCGCAAUUGCGCCACCUGGAUGACAGUGAGGUGACCGCGGCCCAGCGGACGCAAGCGAAAAGCUUCAAGCACAGCUACAACCUCAACCAGGGUCCGUACAACAUCUUCGAGACGGUUGCGAGGCGGCAGCAGUCGGUGCCGUUGCUGGAAAAUUCCAACAUCAGCCCGGGUGCUCUAGCGACAUCGUCGACGCACGUGAAGGUGUCCGCGGCUCAGAAGAAAACCCGAAAGCGACGGAGUGGUGGCACACAGUCGGAAAACUCGUGACGCGUCUCCGACGGGAGACUUAGCGAUUUAGCUGGGAGCGAAAUAACCCCUAACGUUAGCAUAAUGAGCGUAUAAUGUCCAGUACAUUCGCUAGAUUUGACAAAUCGCAAUGGCGGCGAUUUUUCGGUGCUGUUUUGUAAUGUUUUUGUUCGUAAUAAAUAUUGA
Anopheles nili is the source of this 984-nucleotide messenger RNA. RefSeq names its product leucine-rich melanocyte differentiation-associated protein-like. NCBI's taxonomy places the organism in Eukaryota, Metazoa, Arthropoda, Insecta, Diptera, Culicidae. Bases 1 to 819 code for a protein of 272 amino acids. The record is from RefSeq and is a predicted model, not a curated record. The transcript is spliced from 4 exons.